CACCAAUAAAGCGGGGGGUCCGGGGGCCCUCCCACGGAAAAAUGGUGCUAUUUAAGCAUUUUCCAUACCUACAUGUAACAGUUUCUGUGCUACUGUAACUUCCAUGCAUGAACCCACUAUGUCCAUAAAGUAGUCCGUAUAAUCACUAGACUUGUUCAUUAAAUAUGUUGAGACGUUAUAUUGUAAAUCAGAUUAGACAUUCCUGGCAUGCAAGUUAAAAAACUUUUUACCAGUUACCAGUUGUAGUAGGAAUUACAAUGCAAGCGAUUUCAAGGCGCCCCCACAGCUUUGCGCCCGGCGCGUAUGCCCCGCUUGCUCCCCCUUAGUUGCGGCCCUGGGUGGUGGAGUCCGAGCGUGCCGCUCUCUCUGCGCCGGACAGUGGCCCGGACGACGGUGUUCGGCAUCUGUAUCUCCCGCUGGCUGCUGCAACCCCCCCGCAGGAAGCACCAGUUCACCGGGCUGGAGCGGGAAGCGUGGCACCACCUCACGAGCAGGUUCCCCGCCGUGGCGCAGGGCAGCGCGCAGCUCGCGGAGAUGUUGAGCGCCGAGGAGUUGGCGCACCUGCUCUCCGCCGACCAGCUGAACACGCCCUCCGAGCUGUUCGUGUGGCAGUGCGCGCUGCACUGGGUGCAGCACCGGCCGGCGGAGCGCGCCAGGCACCUGCCUGUGCUGCUGGCGGCCGUGCGCCUGCACCACAUGGACCGCCGCGCGUUCUUCAGGCAGGUGGCGAAGAACCCGCUCGUGGUCGCCGACAGCCUGUGCCAGCCCGCCGUGAGCGCGGCCUCGGAGUUCUUCUACAGGAGGAACGCCGGGUUGGCGCGCGCCGUGGAGCCGCGCCUGCCCCACCAGGUGAUGUUCGUGGUUGGCGGCUGGACCGACCAGGGCCCCACGACCCACGUCGAGACCUACGACACCAAGGCGAACGAGUGGCAGCAGGUUCUCGUGGAAGAAGAGGCGGGGCCCAAGGUGUACCACGCCACGGCCGUGCUGGGCCACUGCAUCUACGUCAUCGGCGGGUUCGGCAGCGACGAGUACUACAGCACGUGCCAGAGCUUCCACGUCGUCACCAAGACGUGGGCCGACCUGUCGCCGAUGAACGCGCGCCGGUAUUAUUUGGCUUCAGCGGUACUUGGGAACGAUAUCUACGCAAUUGGAGGUUUGGAUGGUGUACGUAGACACAGAUCCGUGGAAAAGUACAACCCCUACGAUAACCAGUGGCGUUUCGUGGCGUCCAUGAACUCGAAAAGGUCAGAUGCUGGCGCCACUGAGUUCAAUGGGAAAAUUUACGUUGUUGGAGGAUUCGAUGGGUUUGAAUGCGUAAAAUCUGCAGAAGUAUAUGACCCAGACGCGGAUCAAUGGACCUUCAUUCGACCAAUGAUAAGCCGAAGGAGCGGCAUCACCUGUGUGGUAUAUCACGGAUACAUCUAUACUGCAGGUGGUUACAACGGCUCCGCGUUUCUCAGCUGUUGCGAGCGGUUUAACCCAGUCACCAACUCGUGGACAAGCGGACAUAACAUGAGAUCUCGCAGAGGCAAUUUGGCGCUCGGAGUGGUUAAUGACAAGAUUUAUGCUAUUGGUGGCUCAGGCGGAAACUAUAUCAUGAAGACAGUGGAACACUUCGACGACUCCACAAAUGAGUGGUUGCCGGCAGCUGAUUUAAGAGUUGCGAGGUAUGGAACGUCAGCCAUUGUCGUUGAAGAUAUCCCAAACGUCUUGGACUACGUGAAGAGGAAACUGGCUGUCCCCAGGGUCCAGGCAAGGGAAAAGAUUGGUUCCAGUUCGUGCGCUGCCACACAAACGGACCGCAGCCAUCACUUGAACACAUCAGAUUCGGAGGAUGAGGAAGUUUGAGAGAUAAAUAGGGUGAAGAUUCGUGUAGAAAAUUUCCUUGUCCAACUUUUGAACCAUUUUAUGAAUCCACUUAAUACUACAAAAUAUUUCAAUUAAUUUUCCAGUUUUCAUGUAUAUAUGUUAACAUUAUAACAGUUAGUUAGGAAAUAUUUCUGAAAGAAAGAAAAGAAAAAGUAUGAAUUAGCAAAACCAUUAAUCAAUGCAAAAUAAAAUAUGUGGAAGCUAAAUAAUUGACUGUUCGCACAAUGUUAUUAGGUAUAUUCUUUCCAAUAAAAUUUAAAUUUAAAUUUAAAAA
This is a messenger RNA of Bacillus rossius redtenbacheri, 2146 nucleotides long. RefSeq names its product kelch-like protein 10. Lineage: Eukaryota; Metazoa; Arthropoda; Insecta; Phasmatodea; Bacillidae. Gene Ontology annotation, molecular function: protein binding. The coding region runs from base 304 to 1851 and encodes 515 amino acids. The record is from RefSeq and is a predicted model, not a curated record. The transcript is spliced from 7 exons.